Molecule: messenger RNA, 2379 nt
Organism: Syngnathus acus (greater pipefish)
Lineage: Eukaryota; Metazoa; Chordata; Actinopteri; Syngnathiformes; Syngnathidae
Gene: rngtt
Product: RNA guanylyltransferase and 5'-phosphatase
Exons: 16
Coding region: 353-2158 (601 amino acids)
Biological process (GO): 7-methylguanosine mRNA capping; protein dephosphorylation
Molecular function (GO): mRNA 5'-triphosphate monophosphatase activity; ATP binding; mRNA guanylyltransferase activity
Source: RefSeq, a predicted model, not a curated record
UUCAACUUCCGGGUGACACGGGAACGCAGCACAGGCACUCCGAUGGAACGUGAAUGAGAAGCUAAGCUUGUUUACAUAGCUGACCGAGCUACAAUGCUUAUAAGAAUAACGUUAUGUUUGCCAAAUAUCUACCAAUUAAGACGAAAAUAGCUUGUGAGGGAAAAGCACCGUCAUACCUAAUGCUCGGUGACCGUCAAUUAAGGCAAUAUUCCUAAAUGAGCUCAAGAGGCCUUUGAAUCCGCGGUGUUUGGGUGAGUCCGAGGAUUAAGGUGAUAACACCUUGCAGAUCCCGGAUCAUUGUACAGCCUUGUAAGGCGAGCUUGUCCAUUAUUCUGACGGCUGGGAGCUAACCAUGUCACAAUUGGGACCCCCUCCCCGAUGGCGGAAUUGUCCCAGAAGAGGACAACCAGUGGCAGGUAAAUUCUUGCCUAUGAAAACUAUGCUGGGUCCCCGAUAUGAUGACCAAGUUGCAGAGGAGAACCGAUUUUACCCAAGCAUGCUGUCUAACUACUUGAAGAGUCUAAAUGUAAAAAUGGGUUUGCUCGUGGAUUUGACGAACACGACUCGCUUCUACGACCGCAACGACAUUGAAAAGGAUGGGGUCAAAUACUUUAAACUACAGUGUAAAGGUCACGGAGAAUGUCCUUCUACAGAGACGACUGCUACGUUCGUCCGACUCUGUGAACAUUUCAUAGAGAAGAAUUCCACGGACCUAAUAGGUGUCCACUGCACUCAUGGGUUCAAUCGGACCGGCUUUUUGAUAUGUGCUUAUCUGGUGGAGAAGAUGGAUUGGAGUGUGGAAGCAGCCGUCGCAGCUUUCGCCCAGGCCCGGGCCCCCGGGAUCUACAAGGGUGACUACCUCAAAGAGCUUUACCGUCGUUACGGCGAUGAGGAGGACGCGCCCGCCGCCCCGACGCUGCCCGAGUGGUGCUUUGAGGACGACGCCGGGGAAUCGGAUGACGACGGCAACGCGCCGAAGCAGGAGUCCGGGCCCAGCUCGUCCGGGUCGACGCCCGGGAAGAGAAAGAAGGAGAAGCUCAAACUGGGCGCUGUAUUCCUCGAAGGCGUCACGGUGAAAGGUGUCACACAGGUCACCACGCAGCCCAAACUAGGCGAGAUCCAAAGAAUGUGUCAAGAGAUGGCCGAGUGGAACAAGUCUGGUUUUCCUGGUGCUCAGCCUGUGUCAAUGGAUCGGCAAAACCUUAGUUUCCUCGAGCAGCGUCCUUACAAAGUCAGCUGGAAAGCUGACGGAACCCGGUACAUGAUGGUGAUCAACGGGCGAGAUGAAGUUUUCAUGAUUGACAGAGACAAUACGGUCUUCCACAUAGCCAAUUUAGAGUUUCCUUUCCGGAAAGAUCUACGUGUCCAUCUUGCAAAUACUCUUUUGGAUGGGGAGAUGAUCAUUGACAAGGUGAAUGGUCAGCCCGUCCCUCGCUAUCUGAUAUAUGACAUCAUCAAAUUCAACGGACAAAGCGUGGGUCAGUGUGAUUUCAAUAGACGCUUGCUAUGCAUGGAAAAAGAGAUCAUUUCUCCACGGAUGGAAAAGAUGAAGACCGGACAGAUUGACAAAACGAAGGAGCCCUUCAGUGUUCGAAAUAAGCCGUUCUUCGACAUUCAGGCAUCACGCAAGCUCUUGGAAGGCAGUUUUACAUCGCAGGUCAGCCACGAAGUUGAUGGCCUCAUCUUCCAGCCGUGCGGGAGGUACAAGCCCGGCAGGUGUGAUGACAUCUUGAAAUGGAAGCCCCCAAACCUCAACUCGGUGGACUUUCGCCUCAAGAUCACAAAAGUCGGAGGAGAAGGGCUGCUGCCUCAGACCGUCGGCUUGCUUUACGUCGGCAACUACGAUCGGCCCUUUGCAAAGAUGAAGGCCACGAAAGAGCUCAAACUGUACGACAACAAGAUCAUCGAGUGCAACUUUGCCAACAACAGCUGGGUGUUCAUGAGGCAGAGGAUAGACAAGAGCUUCCCCAACUCCUACGACACAGCCAUGGCGGUAUGCAAAAGCAUCCAGGAACCCGUCACCAAGAAAAUCUUGUUGGAAUACGUGGACCGUUGCCCUCAAGCAGUCCAAGCCCAAACCCGCAAACACCAAACAGACCCGGAUUCUGAGCUAAUGCCCCCUCCCCCUCCGAAGAGGCCCAACCGGUCCAUCCAAUAGACUCUACUGUAGUGAACCAGGUCUGGCCGCUCUGGACUUUUCUACAACCAUUGAUCAUCUUUAUCACCAGCCACCACCUGCCUAAUGGAAAAUCAUAUUUUAAGGCGUCCAUAUCCACCCACCAACCUGUCUGUGUGAUUACAUUUAAUUGACCUUGUUUUAUUGUUUGUAGUUUUAUUUGCUGGCGUCUUGUUCAAAUAAACCAAGAAAAAAAAAAAAAA